Messenger RNA from Coccinella septempunctata (seven-spotted ladybird), 2140 nucleotides. RefSeq lists its product as uncharacterized. The transcript is spliced from 10 exons. The coding region runs from base 168 to 1988 and encodes 606 amino acids. Gene Ontology annotation, molecular function: zinc ion binding; nucleic acid binding. The record is from RefSeq and is a predicted model, not a curated record. NCBI's taxonomy places the organism in Eukaryota, Metazoa, Arthropoda, Insecta, Coleoptera, Coccinellidae.
AGGAUAUUCUGUGAAAUGAAGUGUUACCUGUGACGUUUAUCAGUCGAUAUUUUAUUAUUGAAUUUAUCAUUAAUUUGUAUAGAUACAAAUUUGAAUUGGUGUAGAAAAGUAGAAAACUUAACGCUACAUUUAUUCUAUUAUAAGGAUUUCUGGUAUCACCAGUCAUCAUGGAAAUAUCGGAAUAUGACCAAUAUGUACCUGAGAGAGAGCUUAACAUGAAUUUCAGAAUUCCCAGAAAGAGGACAGCCGAAGAGUCUUUCGGAGCCGCCAAUGAUUUUAGGCAAACUUCAUAUUAUGAUGGAAGUGCAACCAAAGUACCUGCUUAUGGCAAUGCUGGUCCUAGGCCCUCAAAUUACUCCAAUUAUAGAGCAAUGCCUGGUUCCCAAUUACCUGAAUUAAAUACCACUAAUAAACCACCCAUGAUGCCUGCCAAACAGAAUGUUGGUUUUGGUACCAAUCAGUACUCAAACCAGAACAACAUGGGAUAUAUAGAGUACCCAAAGAUGAAUUCACAGUCCACUUAUAAUUUCAACAAGAUUCGGGAUGAGCCCAGGGACGGUCCCCUUUGGCUUGGAGAUCCAACCAACAGCAAUUACUUCAGGGAAAACAAAAACCAGCCGUCGAAUUCAAACAGUGGUACCACGGGAAGAGAUUUAUCUUCCGAUGGGAUGUCUUUCUACAACAGAAACAGGGACGUUCCACUUUUGGGAACCAGAAGGCAAAAUAACGAGGGUGGACAAGGUGAUAAACCUUUGGGCUGGAAUAACACGAAUAGCGGCAGUUUCAGGGGAAACUUGGGUAGUGACAAUUAUUUCAGAGCCAACAACGAUUUUCGCGGAAAUCACAACGAUGGCAACAGUUUCAACGGGAAUUAUAGUGGGGGUUCCAGUCAAGGCUUCCAGAACAAAAGGGGAAAUUUUUCUUCAGAUUUCAGGAAGGAUAACAUGAUGUCAAAUCAGGAAAAAUUCGAUUUAGGCCAAGGGGGCUACAAUAGGGGUAUGCCGAAGAAACCCGGAGGUUUUAGAUUCAACGAAAACCAAAAGAAUGCCAAUAAUAGGUACUGGAACAAACCGGAGAGACCAAAACUGCCAAAACCAAAUAUUCCUCCCGUAACUAUUCCCGACGCAACCGAUAAUACUUUACCUAAGGAAUUGAGAGAAAUGUUCCAACCCCUGUUCUGUAAGCUCUGUUCUCUGCAGAUGACGAGUAACGUGAUGGCCAAGAUGCAUUACGUUUCUAAGAAUCACGAGAAGAAAAUACGUAAAUAUCUUGUGGAACAUGCGGAAAAGACCGGUGAGCCCCUUCAUCCUAGAGCAACUGUUACUGCCGCUGAAAAAAAGGAGAAAGAAGAAGAUAAAAAUCCCAGAAAUUUCUAUUGCGAAUUGUGCGACUUGCAAUUGACGGGGAAACAGCAUGCGGAUUCCCAUUAUAUGGGAAAGAGUCACAACGCAGUCCGGAUGGGAAAAAAAAGACCGGCAGGCAGGGGCACUUUUGAUCCAACUGGAAAAUGGGUCCGAAAAUCAAAAGAGGAGACUGUGUUGGCUGAGGGAGACGAUCCCUUCGGCCUGGAUUUCAGGAAGAAGCCGGAAGAGACCAAAGCACCCAGUACCGAAGGAGCGGUUCCCAAACCUCCUGGGAAAACCCGAGAACAGUUCACCUGUUCGUUAUGUUCGGUUUCUUGCGUAUCUCAGGAACAGCUCAAUAUUCAUCUGAGCGGUUCGAAGCAUAAGAAGAAGCUCAAGCUCAACGGUCUGUCGCUGGACAAUUUCGUACUACCCAAGGAUUCCGACAAGCAAGAGGGCAAUGUCGAAAAGACCGCAGAAAACGCAAUCGCCACCGACCAAGCGCUGAAGGUCAAAUACAUAACUCCGAACGGUUUUUUCUAUUGCAAAAGUUGCAACCUCACCGUCAACUCGGAGAUUCAGUUCAAGCAACACUUGGACAGCAAGAAUCACGCCAAGAAAGCCAACGCGAAGAAAACGGAGUGAAAUAGUAUUAAAUAGUAAUUUUCAUGGCACUUUAGGAAAGUGUUUGAAUUAGUUAUUUUAUCGAUACGAAUUGAAUUUGGUAGUUAAGGAUUAUGAUUUGUUUUUUAUGCACAAUAACCUUUUCGAUGUAACAAUAAAUGUCUCGAAGUUGA